This is a messenger RNA of Lecanosticta acicola, 2783 nucleotides long. The record is from the annotation of a GenBank genome assembly. Lineage: Eukaryota; Fungi; Ascomycota; Dothideomycetes; Mycosphaerellales; Mycosphaerellaceae.
AUGAGAACUCUUGGAUUGAUAGGCAGGGAUUCGGAGCACUGGAAGGUUUCACGCCCUGCGUUCGGACGAAGGGUCCCCGAAACUCUCGAUGAGCAGUGCCGUGCAACCUCACCUCACCGCACCACGGCACGAGAGCUAUGUGCCUUUCUGCUGGAAAAAGCCAAUCCUACCAUCUCCAUCGCCAUCGCCAUCGCCAUCGCCAUCGCCAUCGCCAUCGCCAUCGCCAUCGCCAUCGCUUCCCUCGACAGUGAUGGGCAGGUUCGUGGCGAGCGCUGGCGUGAGGUCGGCGACGCAGAGGAGCUCCAGCUGCAAGUCGCCUGGGCGGGUGUGAGCCGUAAGGUAUCCACACUGUGUACCUUGUGAAGCUUCACCUCACCUCUCCUGCCACCACCAACGACAUGUCGCCAAGGCACGAGUGAACCUACCUCAGCAUAACCAUAACCUAGACGCGACCGCCAGCAACUCAUCGUGGGGCACGCGGGCAAGCAGCACCAUGUUCAUGGCCAGCCUCUUCUCCGGUACGUCAUAUCUCUCGUCUCACCCAUCGCUGCUUCCGUGGGAAAUGCCAUCCAGCGCUUCACGGGCAAGAGCUGGAGAGAUUCGGCAUGCCGACCCGGCCACGCCCUACACGCGGCGCCCCGGAUCAGAUCUCCCGGCCACUCACGUCUCCAUCAUCCGGCGCCUGCGGUCGUGGAGUUGAGAUACAUCCAUCAUACACAUAGAUGUUGACCUAGGAAAACGCCCUCGGCCACUCUGUUCAACCCUCAAAUCUCGACAAGCCAUGAACGGGAGCGUGCCAUCUGCUUCCCAUGGCCCCUUCCAGAUUGGCCAGGACAGCCUGGUUUGCCGGAACGACGAGAAAGAAGGAGCGCCACAAGCAAGAUCUGGGCAAGAGAGAGCAUCCUGCUGUUCCAAACUCUACCUCAGUCGCUAAUCUGAAUUGUCCUUCAAGGCGCUGGCCUCCCCAACAACACUGAUCCAAGCGUUGAGAGGGACCCUCCUCCCGAACCCACACCCGUCACCUUCCCAAGCCCCGAAGCAUACACUACAUCACCAUGGGAUGCCGACACUCCGCCGCCGAGGCUGCAACCUCUAUUCGCCAGGAUAUUGAAACCGUCAGACAUCUCUGCCCGACAUCUGCAGGCAAUGAACAUCCAGAUCGCGACCGAAUGCCCUCCAGACGAUCUAUUGCCGCUGGCACCGGAUGGUAGCUCAUAUCUGCCUCCUUUGACCCCGGAUCAAGCCAUCAAUGCAGCCUCAUAUGCAGAAGCCACCAAGGUUGAUGCACUGCAGGCCAAGAAGCGCAAGGAAUUCGACGAGCGCUUGGCCGAACUACGAGUAGAUAACGAUACGGGUUACCGUGUCAUCACCCGCACCACCAAACCGGACACCAAGCCUCCGCGACUGGCCUACCUGCGAAAGUUCUGGGAAGGCUUGGAGAGCAUGGCGCAGUAUUGGGACACCAGUAUGGAUCACUAUUACGAAAGUUUCGGCCCCCCGCCAGCUAGCGAUGCAGGCGGCGACGGAGAGAAGGGGGCGAAGCGACAGCGGCUGGACUCGCUCCAGUCAAAGCAAGUGACGGUGCCUAUACUGGGCUUGCAAACAGAGAGCUCCAACGGCCGCGUGAAGAGCGAUCCCACCAACCCUCCUCUGGAUCAGUCCCUGAAGAUUGCCAGUCAGACACCACUCCCCAGUGUAGACGAGCAAUCCGAUCGGUCAGAGGACGAUGAAUGUGCGGUCAUGUCGACAAGCGCAACUCCCGAGCCGCAAGUACGCUUGAGGUACAAAGGACGCCGCAGAGGAUCCGGUCGAGACAUGCCAGAUCAAUUUCGUAACGAUGCCGUGCGACAUUUCGUCGAAGGCGCAGUGUGGCCGUUCAGGGGUGCCGUUUCCCCGCCGCGCACCAUGCCUAUCGUGCAAAUGAAUAAACUGAACCUGCCUGUACGCCAGACCGCUGCAGUGUAUCGACAGCCCGAUGAUCGAGCGAAAUCCAGAGCGGGCAUUCUGGCAGGACCGGCAUUUUGCAUUCAGGUGCGACCGGAGACGGACUUUCAUUCGUCGAGCUUGAGCAAAGCGCAGACCGAGAUGAAAACGAGGCUGGAUCUGAUGCGCGAGCUGGGAUGCCUAUUGCAGUGCGCUGAGGAGCGGAUGAGGCAAGGGAAGACGGAAAUCCAGCCUGGAAAGGGCAAAUGGUGGACCACCACGCCAAGAUGGGGAGGUGGCCCGGGCGGAGAAGUUGAGAAUCAGCAAGGGAAUAGCGAUUCGGAGGUGAAAGAUGUUCUGCAAAUGGCGGAGGAACUAGUCAGCGGCCGAGCAGCCGCCAAGCCGCGGAAGAAGAAGACUCCUGCCAUGCUCUGGAAGGAACUGAAGUGUGGCAGUAAAGUGUGGGAUCCCAGGACGGAAUAUGAGGCCAUCGGGAAGGACCCGAUCUCAGACUAUGAUGAGGUGAGUAACAUUCCCGGCCAUGAUCUCUUCACGUCAGCUGCUAAGAAUUCUCCCAGGUCUUCAUGGUAUCGUCACUGAACCACCACAUCUCCAUCCUCAAACUCACACUGCACACGGCGUACACGGAAUACAUCCGCACCGAAGAGCUGCCCCAUCCCUUACCCGCCGAUCCCGACUGGUCCAUGCCGAAACUUCAGCGAACGCAAUGGUACAACCUCUUCGACGUCGAUGAACGCGUCCAGGCUUUCCGUGCAGUGUGGGGCGUCACGGCCUACCUGAUGCGGGAGAUACAUAGUCCGAACUCCACUUCGACUGAACAGGCCAAGUCUGCUUCCUAG